Coregonus sp. 'balchen' is the source of this 6069-nucleotide messenger RNA. NCBI's taxonomy places the organism in Eukaryota, Metazoa, Chordata, Actinopteri, Salmoniformes, Salmonidae. The record is from the annotation of a GenBank genome assembly.
AUGGCUCCGGUUCUGGAUAUAGCGGGAAAAGUCCACUAUCAACAAAGGACAGAUGAGGGGGAAGAAGGAAUGUGGGUCAGAAAGAGCGAUAUGACUGACAGAAGGGGAGAAGUGAACGUACUUUUAAAAGCUGCAAGAGCGCUAGAAAAAGGAGUGUUUGAACUGAGUAGAAUUGAUGGAGAGACGGGGAACAGAUGCGGAACAGAAGGAGGAGGGAGUAUUGACGGAGACAGUGAGAGUGAGAAGGAAGAGAGAAUGAGCCUAACUGGAGGAAACAUAAGGGGUGGUCUAGCCCAGGGGGAGUGGCAACGAAACGGGGAUGCUGUAGAAGGGGAAAGGAGAGAGAGACUUGAGAGACAGAGAGAUGAAGAACGACUGGAAGAGUUGAAGAUGAUAAAAGAGGAAGUACGACACCAGGAAGCACAAUUGAAAAAGUUAAAAAUGGAGCUCGAAGCGAACAAGAACGGAAGUGAAAGUGAACGCUCACCAGUAAGGGGACAUUGUAUUGAUCUCAGAGACGGGGAAGAGAGUGAGGAGGAAAGAGGGAAACAACAAAAACUCAUAUGUGGAGCUUUUGAUGGAGACAUAUGGGACAAUAAUGGUGGACCCGCAUACCAUACCCGAGCCAGGGCCCAUUCCAGAGAAGGACACAAAGGGGGGCAGUACCCGUUGAGGGAGACCCCAGGGGGGGUCUCAGUUUAUAAGCCAUGGUCCCACAUAGACAUACAGACACUGGUGGACAGUCUCCCCCAACCUGAAGAAUCUGGACACAGAUGGGUGAAGUCUUUUGAGAGUCUCACAGCAGCGGAUGAACUCACCAUAGGUGAUAUGGUUACUGUAAUGAACAGGUGUAUGGGAGACCAGGAAUGCAGAGAGAUAAUGACCUCUGGGGGACUGAGAGGGCAAGUGGGUUCGGCUACAAGAUUUGACACCCACCGCAGUGACAUAUGGGAUGUCAUAAGGAGGAAGUAUCCUACCCAGGCCAGACCCGAACUGAUGAGAACACUGAUAUUGAAUGACGAUGAAACCAUACCUGCAUAUAUGAAGAGGGCUAAGUGCCUCUGGAGGCAAGCAUGGAAUGAAGAACCAGGAAAAGACACCAUGAAACACCUCUUCCUGACAAACUGCUUGGGGGGACUCCCGGAUCAGGCUCGAGCUGAAUGUGAAAAAGUUGUGGCAAUCACCGCAAAAUCAAUUCCGGAAUUUACCGAGAUAGCACAACACCAUGUGGAACGAUGGAGAGAGGGUAAGCGAAAGGAAGAGGAUGAACUCAAACAACUUCAGAAAAAGGUUCUGAAGAAGCAAUUGACAGAGGACAAGCCAGGAAAACAAAUGGUGGUAACCAGUACCCCAACAUCUAAUCCUACCACUCCUGCACCCGGAAAUGAUACUACUGCUGCAGUUACUGCUGUAAUACAGGCAAUGACGGGAAUGAUGGCACCUUCUGGUCCUCCUGGAUAUGGUGCACCCGCAUACCAGCAAUCCUAUAUACCACCACGACAACAGGGAUACACCCCUAGAUACGCUGAACAAGGGUGUUUUAACUGUGGGAUGCAUGGACACCUGGCAAGACACUGUCAUCUCCCAAGACAGGGACAACAAAGAGGGAGGGGUUACAUGGGACAGUCCAGAAGACAAGUACCGAGAUACCAACAAGGAUGGGGAAACUGGCAAGGAGGAGGAAUGCCAGUCCAGCAGCACCAACCACCACAACAGCAGAACCAAAAACAAGACCCAGCAGUGCCUAACGCUGCCUUCCUGCCCAGCAUGUCAUGGCUGGGUAAUGAACACAAUUACCAAUGAAGCUGCCCAGAAACCCAUAAGGAUCCCGCCACCAACAUUUACACUUUCCCACCAGGUUCAGAGCCGAUAGUGACAUGUUUGAUUGGAGGAAGACAACAUAAUAUGCUGAUUGAUACAGGAUGUACAUGGUCUUCUGUACAAGCAACAUAUCAACUCACUACAAAAACACAAGCUUUCUCUGGGGUUUCUGGGGCUAUUAUGAGAAAGCCAUACACAGUUCCAUUGGAGGUUGUAUGGGAUGACCAACAGGUUACCCAUCAGUUUCUAUACAACCCGGAAUGCUCAAUGGGGCUCAUGGGGAGGGACCUGCUUUCCAAACUGGGAUGUAGUAUCUAUUGUAACCAGGAGGGUUUACAUGCAUCCAUCACGCCCAUAGAUGAUCUCAUGCCAGUAAUCAUGAAAAAACUCUCCGACCCCCCUCACAUGCUAUAUGUGGGAACACACCUAACUGAGGAUGAGGAGGAAGCAUAUGUUUACUGGCUGAAGCUCAUGGAUACUGACCCUGAUGCUCCCCGAGUAUGCAGAGAGUUCCAACUAUGGAAGUCCUGGAUACAGACCUUAAAUGCAUACUAUCCACCUGAGGACCCUCCGCACAUGACAAUGAACUAUACCAGGGACUUGGAUGAAGCAUAUGAUGAAGCCUGGGAGGAGGAAAUGGACGAUAGGCGCCCGAUUGUGACCAGCAAUCAUAUGUACAUACUCAAAGAAGGGGUGGCUACCAGCUGCAUGGUCAUGGAUGGAGACGUGGUGCUCACAGACAAAUGGUUUGCUCUUCCUAAUGAUUCUGUGCCGCAUGUUACCCUUCUCGUGGGAUUUGGAUAUGAGGCAAGAUCUCUGGGACCAGCGGUAAAGGCAGCAAGUUGCCUACGGUGGAACAAAACCUCUUGUUACAAAGUGGAAAGCGCAUUCCUUGAGGGAAAUCAAGUAUGGAGAAUUAAACUCAAUGUGGAUGAUGUGUCGAAACCAGAGGUUGUGAGGAGAUCACGUUACCAUGGCAGGGAGAUGACUGAUCAUCCGGAUACUCCUAACAUUUUCAAUCAACUACCAGAGGAACUGUGGACAACAAGUGCUGAAGAUGUGGGGCUGGUUGAUGUAGAACCAGUGGUUGUCUCCAUUCGAAAAGAAAGUGAACACACUAUCCCAGUUCACAAAUCUCAAUACCCUCUCAGUGAAGAGAAGACGAGAGGUAUUGAGCCUACGAUAUCAGGACUCCAAAAAGGACAGGUUAUAUAUCCAACAUGUUCUGUGUGGAAUACACCCAUCCUUCCAGUAAAGAAAGGUGACACUGGGAAAUGGAGGAUGGUGCAGGACUUCAGACCAAUCAACGAGGUGACUGUACCAGAUGUUCGACCUGUACCAGACCCAUAUCUGGCCUUACAGAAUAUUUCACCCACCCAAGAUUGGUUUACAGUAGUGGAUCUCGCCAAUGCAUUUUUCUGCAUCCCAUUACAUCCAGAGUCCCAACCACUUUUUACAUUUACCUAUAGAGGGCAGCAAUUUACGUAUUCCCGACUUCCACAAGGCUACCGUGAUUCCCCGGGAAUCUUCAACGCUAUCCUGAAGAGCCACUUGGAAGAACUAACAUUACCUGAGGGGGUGACACUACUCCAAUACGUUGAUGAUCUUCUGUUGGCAGCACCCACUGCUGAGUCUUGUUUGCAGGCCACCAAGUCCCUUCUCCUAUUGGUGGCCAAAAAGGGAUACAAGGUAAAGAAAGAGAAAGUGCAGUGCUGUCGGAGAAGUGUCCAGUUCCUGGGAAGAGUGCUGUCAGGGAAGGGACAAGCUGUGUCGGUGGCUCAGAGAACCUCCAUCUUGGAACAUCCCAAACCUACUACUGUACAACACCUUUUGUCAUUUCUUGGCCUUACUGGAUAUAGCAGAACGCACGUGCCAGAAUACUGUCUUAAAGUGGAACCACUGCGGGCAAUCUUGAGGGAAGCAGGAAACAGAAACCUCACAGCAGUCCUUAAGUGGACACCAGAAGCAGAGGCAGCUUUAAUCCAACUCAAACAGACGCUGGCACAGGCUGAAGCACUGUCCUUACCCGAUUACACCACGCCAUUCUGUUUGGAUGUUUCUGAGCAGGAUGGUUAUGUACAUUCCAUCCUGUAUCAGAAACAAAAGGGGGAAAGAAGAGUGUUACACUACUAUAGCGCGAAACUGGACAACAUUGAAACAGGACAGACUGACUGUGCCAGACACAUGGCUGCCAUUGCAAAAGCUAUAGGUAAAACAGCCCACAUUGUGAUGAGACAUCCACUUGAAAUCAAUACAGAUCAUGGGGUGACCGCUUUUAUAGGCUCCAAACUUUUCACACUGUCCAGUAAAAGAAAAUCCAGCAUAACAAAGGCCAUCACUGCAAAACACAUUACAUAUGUGACAACAGCAACCAAUAUGACCGAUGGUAUGGGUCUUGGAGAACCACAUGUCUGUGAGGAUAGAGCAGCCAAACAGAUCAAAGUCCGAAUGGACUUGCAAAACUCACCCUUGGAGGGGAACAAAAUCACCCUGUUCACUGAUGGAUGCUGCUACAGGUCAAAGGACCCAAAGGAAGGAAACACUGCUGCCUAUGCUGUGGUGAAACAAGACACAGAAGGAGGACAUGAAGUAAUGGAAGCAGAGAAACUUGGUCCCAAUGAAGCCUCAGCACAGCUAGCUGAACUUAGGGCGUUGAGGAGAGCUCUACAACUAAGUGAAGGAAAGAAUGUGGACAUCUACACGGACUCUGCCUAUGCACAUGGGAUUGCACACAUUGAUGGACCACAGUGGAUGAGGAGAGGAUUUGUGACCAGCUCAAAUGAGCCCAUCAAACACAAGAUUGAAGUACAGAAGUUAAUUGAUGCAAUCCAGCUUCCCAAACGACUGGCAAUAAUGAAGUGCAAAGGUCACAGCAGAGAAAGCACCAGAGUGCGGGAAGGAAAUGAUCGGGCUGAUCAAGCAGCAAAAGAUGCAGGAGGAUACAAUGCCCAGCAGAUGGUGCAACGAGCCACUCAAGGACAGGAGGAGCUGACGACAGACACAGUAAGACAGUUGCAAGAAGCAGCAGGCGCCUACGAACAGAACGUAUGGAGCAGACAGGGAGCAAGGCAAGACCAUCAUGGGAUUUGGAGAUCUCACACAGGAAAAACAGUGGGACCUGCAAAACUCCUCAGAUCAAUUUUAAGGGAAGAGCAUGAGAAGGCUCAUGGAGGAUGGAAAAGGGUUGCAAAAUCAGUUGAGAAAGCAUGGUGGCAUCCACAUAUGUUGGACAUGGCAAGAGAGACAUCAGAGAGCUGUGAAGUGUGCAAACAAUACAACAACAAAGUGUCACUUGGAGCAGUGAUAGGCAGCUUCCCAAUACCUGAUGCACCAUUUCAAGACAUAUGCAUAGAUUUCACGGACAUGGGACAGGACAACAAAGUGGAAGGAAAAAGGUACCUGUUAGUAAUGGUGGACAGAUUCACCAGAUGGGUGGAAGCCAUCCCCACAGCAAGAGAAGACGCAAAGGCCGUAAUAAAGUGGCUGAGGCGAGACCUCAUUCCAAGGUUCGGGGUCCCGCGAAUGGUCCGUUCUGACAACGGUACCCAUUUCAAGAAUAAACACCUAAGGGAGGUAGAGCAGGCCCUAGGAAUCACCCACAAGUUUGGGUCAGUAUACCACCCCCAAUCGCAGGGACUCGUAGAAAGAGCUAACCAAACGCUGAAACGAAAAAUGGCCAAAAUCAUGGCCGGAACUAAACUGAAAUGGGUAGAUGCCCUACCCCUCGCUCUAAUGUCAAUGAGAAAUUCACCUGGGUCUGAUACCCACUUGACUCCACAUGAGCUAAUGACAGGACGCAGAAUGCCAGGGCCACCAGCAGAUAAUCUUAGUAUGCCUAGGCUAGAUAUUGCAAAAAUCAGAUAUACAGACUACAUGCAGGCACUAAUUUCUCUUGUUGAAAGAUUGUCUAAACAGGUGGUGGAAGUGCGCACUCCUGCUGUUGAAACCACAGACGACAACAGAGACAUCCUGGUGGGAGAUUGGGUGAGAGUGAAGGUGCAUUCCAGGAAGUGGACGGAGCCAAGGUGGGAAGGGCCUUUUCAGGUGAAAGAGGUAUCAAGUCACUCGCUGAGGGUAAACACGAGUAAGAAGGACGUAUGGUACCACAGAACACAUUGUGCCAAAGAUAUAGUUCCAGGAAGAACUCUAGAUCAAGUACAACAGGACUUGGCUGCAGACGGGGAGGAUGUUAUGGUUAUUAGCGGGGCUGGCCCUAUGGGGAACAGUGACAUCCAGUCAGUAUCAUAA